This is a messenger RNA of Sciurus carolinensis (gray squirrel), 1244 nucleotides long. RefSeq names its product hydroxysteroid 11-beta dehydrogenase 1 (gene Hsd11b1). Gene Ontology annotation, biological process: steroid catabolic process. The record is from RefSeq and is a predicted model, not a curated record. The transcript is spliced from 7 exons. Gene Ontology annotation, molecular function: steroid binding; 11-beta-hydroxysteroid dehydrogenase (NADP+) activity. Gene Ontology annotation, cellular component: intracellular membrane-bounded organelle; endoplasmic reticulum membrane. Lineage: Eukaryota; Metazoa; Chordata; Mammalia; Rodentia; Sciuridae. Bases 155 to 1033 code for a protein of 292 amino acids.
GAAACCACAAAGGAAGAGAGAGAUGAAACAGAAGGAAAGGCAGAGGAGGAGGGAGAGAGAGAGAGAAGAGAAGCAAAAGAGAAAAGGAGAUCAAUAAGAAGAAGUCAAACUUAUUUGAAACCUCAAGGGCUCCCUGGGGCCAGGUCCUUGUCUGAUGGCUUUUAUGACAAAAUAUCUCCUCCCCAUCCUGGUGCUCUUCUUGGCCUACUACUACUAUUCUGCAAAUGAGGAAUUCAGACCAGAGAUGCUCCAAGGAAAGAAAGUGAUUGUCACAGGGGCCAGCAAAGGGAUCGGCAGAGAAAUGGCUUAUCAUCUGGCAAAGAUGGGAGCCCAUGUGGUGGUGACAGCAAGGUCAGAAGAAGCUCUACAGAAGGUGGUGUCCCACUGCCUAGAUCUUGGAGCAGCCUCAGCAAACUACAUUGCGGGCACCAUGGAAAACAUGACCUUUGCAGAGCAAUUUGUUACCAAAGCAGGAAAGCUCAUGGGUGGACUAGACAUGCUCAUUCUCAACCACAUCAUCAACUCUUCUUUGGUUUUUUUUCAUAAUGAUAUCAAUUUGGUGCGCAAAAACAUGGAGGUCAACUUCCUGAGCUAUGUGGUCCUGAGUGUGGCUGCCUUGCCCAUGCUGAAGCAGAGCAAUGGAAGCAUUGCUGUCAUCUCCUCAGUGGCUGGGAAAAUAGCUCAUCCUCUGAUUGCUCCUUAUUCUGCAAGCAAGUUUGCUCUGGAUGGGUUCUUCUCUUCCCUUAGGACAGAAUAUUUACUGUCCAAGGUCAAUGUGUCAAUCACUCUGUGUGUGCUCGGCCUCAUAAACACAGAAACAGCCAUGGAGGCAACUUCUGGGAUAUUAUCUGAACAUGCAGCUCCAAAGGAGGACUGUGCCCUGGAGAUCAUCAAAGGGGCAGCUCUGCGUAAAGAGGAAAUUUACUAUGGCACCUCAUACUGGAAUGCUCUCCUGCUGGGAAAUCCAGGGAGGAAGAUCAUGGAAUUUCUCUCAUUGAGGAAAUAUAAAUUUGACAGAUUACUAAACGACUAGUAACUCCCUUAGGACUGACCAUGGUAAGGGAUGUUGGAGUAUUCUGCCCAAUAUUUCUGCAAGCUCUAUUCAUGAAAAUACCUUCUGAAAGGGAUAAAGAGUGCUUCCAGAGACAUGCAAAUCACAGGGUACAUCUCACAAUUGGAAGGAGUUCCUCUAACACUUGCACAGUGGAAAUUUAAUUGUAAUAAAUGUCAUGAACCACUUUACA